Molecule: messenger RNA, 1754 nt
Organism: Gadus chalcogrammus (walleye pollock)
Lineage: Eukaryota; Metazoa; Chordata; Actinopteri; Gadiformes; Gadidae
Gene: bend5
Product: BEN domain containing 5
Exons: 6
Coding region: 420-1703 (427 amino acids)
Biological process (GO): negative regulation of DNA-templated transcription
Molecular function (GO): DNA binding
Source: RefSeq, a predicted model, not a curated record
GAUUUUGAUAAUCAGAAGGUGUAUCUGGUUCACAGAACUGAAGAGAAUGACAGCACAGGCCAGCCGUGCGAAGCACAGAUCCUUGCGCUCGCAGGUAAGUUGGCUAGGUAGCCACACUUCUUUUGUCUAACGCAGUGUCUUUGUCUCCAGAAUAUCAUCGUUGUGCACGGAAGCCGAACAUGUGUUUCGGUUGAUCUGUCAAGACCGGGGCAGCAUGAAUCUCGCACUGACAGCCACAACAAGAUCACGUCCAGCUAGCCAGCGAUAUGGCUAGCUGCGUUUGCUAAAUGCGCUAAAGUUAGCUAGUUAGCCGUAUCUUGACAUAAUGUCAUUAAGUCAUAUGUUACCUAAAGUGAAAAGUGUUCGGACACUGUAUGUAUGCGGCGAGUGAUCGGUGAUUAUCCUGCAUACUACGUGGCAUGCAACCCGAGACUGUAGAGGAAUUUGAAGACAGUAUAAUGCAAAAGAAGAUGAAAAUUCCCAAGAUGUCUAUCAAAUAUUCAGGAAAUUCAAUUGAGAACCAUUUUGAAGAGGAUAGGCUGCCUCUGAGACAUAAAAAGGCCUCGCCCCAGGACCACGGCCGCCCUACCUCGACCUCCUCAAAGAGCCUGGCGGCAGUGGUGGCACGGCUGGAGAGGAACGCCGCCAGCUCCUGCACGGAGGGCGAGGACUAUCUGGAGGAAGACCGGCUCAUGGAAGAGGAGGAGGACGGGUAUUACGAAGAUGAAGACACGGAAGGGGAGCAACAGCAUCUCCAUCAGCACCACCAUCACCACCACCACCACCAGCGACGGCCACAGCAGCAGCAGCAGCAGCAACAGCAGCAGUUCCCAGGAGAGGAACAUCCAGAGGAGCUGGACCAGCGGCGGCAGCACGAUGCGGAGACGGACUGCGGGUCAGAGGAGUCGUUGGCGGCGGCGGCGGGCGCAGUGCCCCGGGUGCUGUACGAGGAGCUAGUGCACAGCUACAGGCAGCAGGAGGAGGAGAUGAGGAGGCUGCAGCAGGAGCUGGAGCGCACGCGGAGGCAGCUGGUGCAGCAGGCCAAGAAGCUGAAGGAGUACGGUAGCCUGCUGACGGAGGUCAAGGAGCUGAGGGACUUCAACAGGCGGCUGCAGGACGUGCUUCUCAUGAGGCUGGGCAGCGAGCCCAUGCAUGACAAUGGCACUCAGACAAUGAAGGCGGAGGCGGUGGAGCCCAUUGUAGAGGUCCAGGAGAUGAGCAGGGAAGAAGCCAACACCAGCUCCAGCCACUCGCCGUCUCCGCGAGCGGUGUACACCUGCAACGACGGCAAGGUCCAUCUAGGAGGGGGCAUCUGGGUGGAGGAGGAGAAGUGGCACCAGCUCCAGCGCACCCAGGGAGACUCCAAGUUCACCAAGAACCUGGCGGUGAUGAUCUGGGGCACGGAGACCCUGAAGAACCGCAGCGUCACCGGUGUGGCCACCAAGAAGAAGAAGGACGCGCUGCCCAAACCCCCGCUCUCACCCAGCAAGUUAAAGAUAGUCCGAGAGUGUCUGUACGACCGCGUGUCACAGGAGACGGCGGACAGCGCCGAGAUCACGCAGAGACUCUCCAAGGUGAACAAGUACAUCUGCGAGAAGAUCAUGGACAUCAACAAGUCCAUCAAGAACGAGGAGCGCCGCGAGUCCAAGCUGCUCAUCAGGCAGACGGUCAAGAUGGAGAACUACGCCUACGACGCCAUGUAGCGUCCCUCUCUCUCCCUCUCUCUCUCUCUCUCUCUCCCUCUCUCCCUCUCU